Paramecium sonneborni is the source of this 931-nucleotide messenger RNA. Lineage: Eukaryota; Ciliophora; Oligohymenophorea; Peniculida; Parameciidae. The record is from the annotation of a GenBank genome assembly.
AAAAAUGGGAGGUCAUGGAGGAUUAAACAUUCUACCUUAGAAAAAAUGGAAUGUCUAUAAUAUGGAGAAUAGAAAUAUAGUAGAAAGAGAUAAAAGGAAAGAUAGAGAAAGAAUUUAAAAGGAAAAAAGAAAGGAACAUAAAGAAUAAGCUUAAAAUAGAAUACAAAAGUUAAAGUAGAAAAGAAGAGAUGCAUCUCAUACUCCUAGUAGAAGUGCUAGUUAAAGUAAUAGUAAAAGUAGAAGUAGAAGUUAAAGUUAAAAAAAAUAACCUGAAUCUAAAAUCAGUAUAACUUAUAUAUAUUUUAAUUUAGAUGCUGAAUUAAGAGAAAUUUUGGAAGCCUAAUAACAUAUUAAUUUAUUUAAGGAGGAAGAAAAAUAUCUUAUUUAAAAAGAAAAUACAUAAGCUAAAAUUGAAUUAGAGAAAGAAUUCUUUAAAGAUAAGCCAUUUGAUUUGAGUACUAAAUUCUUAGGAUAAUAUGAUUAAGUUAAACCAUGGUAUAUACAAUAAAGAUAAAAUUAAUAAUAAACUUAAUUACAACAAAAUGUUAAAUAAUAAUUGUAAUCAUUCAAAGAGAAAAAAGAUAGUUAUUAUCAGAUAUUGGAUUUGAGUAAAAAAUAUUAAGAAGAAACUUUAAUUUCAUAAAUAGAAGCUAAGAAAGAAGAAGAUAUAAAUAAAGAAAAGAAGGAAGAAAUAAUUAAAGAUAAAGCUGAAAUUAAAGCUUAAAAGAAAAAAUAGAAAAAAUUAUAGAAACUUGGAGAAUAACUUAGAGAAUUAUUGGGUAGUGAUGAUUCAGAAUUGGAGGAAAAAAGAAAGAAGCAAAAAUAAUAUGAAAGAGAAAAAUUAAGAAAAGAAAGAUUAUAAAGAGAAAAAGUAGAGAGAUCUAGAGAAUAAAAACUACUUUCAUCUGUUUAUGAAUUCAAAAAAGAAUGA